AUGAAUGGUUAUAGUGUUGAACAACGUGUGCGUAUAGUUAAAUUUUACUAUCAAAAUCAGUGCUUUGUUAGAGUAACUUUCCGCGCAUUACGUGAUUUUUAUCCUCGACACAACCGUUCUGCUGAGUCGACCAUUCGACGUUUGGUAGCCAAAUUCGAAUCAACCGGUUCAAUAAAUCAUCAGCCAACACCCAUACGUCGACGAAAUGCAAGGUCCACUGAGAACAUCGCUGCUGUGUGUGAUAGUGUACGGGGAAAUCCAAGGCAGUCAAUUUCUCGUCGUUCACAAGACCUUGGCCUUUCUGCGACUUCAACUUGGCGAAUUUUGCGUCGAAAUUUGGGUCUGCACCUGUAUAAAAUCCAACUAACACAGGAACUUAAAGUGACCGACCAUACACAACACCGUGUAUUCGCUUAUUGGGCUCAGGGGCAGUUGGAAGUUGACCCAAAUUUCGCUAAAAAAAUCAUCUUUAGCGACGAGGCCCUUUUUGGAUGA
Molecule: messenger RNA, 495 nt
Organism: Myzus persicae (green peach aphid)
Lineage: Eukaryota; Metazoa; Arthropoda; Insecta; Hemiptera; Aphididae
Exons: 1
Coding region: 1-495 (164 amino acids)
Source: RefSeq, a predicted model, not a curated record